Molecule: messenger RNA, 916 nt
Organism: Rosa rugosa (rugosa rose)
Lineage: Eukaryota; Viridiplantae; Streptophyta; Magnoliopsida; Rosales; Rosaceae
Exons: 3
Coding region: 90-860 (256 amino acids)
Source: RefSeq, a predicted model, not a curated record
CUCAGCUCUUGCUGCUAAAAUUCUCUACAUUUUCAGGGUUAACGUUUAGACAAUUGCUACAAGCUGGUAUUUAUCCAUCGUAGAUCGAUAUGCAGGUGAAAGCAAUGGAAAACCAACCGAGCGAAAGCGUCGUCGUAAGCCUUCCAUCGCCACCAGUGCACCGUUUGGAGAGGUCAGAAGCUACAGAUUCAAUGAGAAAAUUGUGGUCAACAGUUACUCAUCUAAUUAGACAACUAUGGUCAACCGUUAUUUAUCCAAUUGGACAAUGCUGCUGGUUACUGAUAUCUGCUUCCAGAGGGGAUAUAUGUGAAGCUAUGCCGCCUAUCUCCGACGUAGAGUUAUCUCCAAUAGGCUACAUUAUACUUGGGAUUAUAGUUGGGACUAUAUUUCUGGCACAUAUAAUUCUUUUACCCAUCAAAUUUACAUGGAAACUGCUAAGAAGGAAGGCGAUUUUGACAUGUAUUGCAGUGUCGUUGGAUCCUUUCUUCUUUUAUAUUCCAAUCAUCAAUCAGGAAAACAAGUGUCUUGGAGUUGACAAAAAACUGAGGAAUACACUUCUUGUGUUGCGAUCACUCACGGAUUUUGCUAGUGUAUUGCAUAUUGUAUCUCAAGUUCGGGAUUGGACCAUCGACCCAAACCCCGACUACCACACCGACACCGAUUCCUACUUUGACUCUGAACUCAGGCCGACAACAUCUCUGUUGCAAAAACUGAUGAAGUCCAUAGUAGAGGCAAUAAAUGGGAGGAUGCCUUGGUUAUCUCUCUCUCUCGUGAUUGAUUUUCUUGCUCUUCUUCCAAUUCCGCAGCUGUAUUUUUCAGGUGGCAAUAGUAGUUGUCUUCUUCAAAAUGGGGGGCUCUAAAUUUUUCCUUCAAAGAACGAUUCUCAAUGUCCUUCUAAUAUUUCAAUACAUCCCCA